Molecule: messenger RNA, 1061 nt
Organism: Zingiber officinale
Lineage: Eukaryota; Viridiplantae; Streptophyta; Magnoliopsida; Zingiberales; Zingiberaceae
Product: VQ motif-containing protein 22-like
Exons: 1
Coding region: 232-768 (178 amino acids)
Source: RefSeq, a predicted model, not a curated record
GUGACGGCACGCCCGGCCCCAGUGCACAUCAACCGCGAUGCUUCCUCGAACUCUCCUCCCUCCUUCCGAAUGGUCAAACCGAUCUCGCACCCGGCCUCAUCACGGCCGUCGAGCCAACGAAGUAGACGACCAUUCUAGUACCUCGAUCGGCCAGCCUUCAUUCUUCCUCCUGGCAUAAGUAUUAUAAACUAGCCACCUCUUCUUCCUUUCCUCUCUCGCGCAAGUUUAGAGAUGGUAGCGACGAGUGAGGCCCCCUCCGGCCCGGACCGAUGGAACCCCUUCACCGGGCGCAACGCCUCCCAGCCUCCUCCGCUCGAUCGCACGACGGAUUCCACUGUGUUGGUGGCCGCGUCGUCGGACGGGAGGGUGGCACGGCCGGCGAGGCGGCGAACGAGGGCUUCGAGGAAGACGCCGGUGACGCUGCUAAACACUGACACCGCCAACUUCCGCGCGAUGGUGCAGCAGUUCACCGGCUUUCCAACAGGUCCGCAGUACCAGCAGGGCUUCCACGACGCCCCUCCGGCCUCCGUGAUGACUCCGCCCACGGUGCGAUUCCCGCGGCCACAGUUGUUCAUGCAGCAGCCGCAACUGCAGUUCCAGCCGCCGGCGCCGCAUCAGCAGCAGCACCUCCAAUUCCCGGAGGCAAAUGAAGUGUUUCACCACCCCAAUCAUUCCAACCCAACUAGUUCGGAGAUGGGCGACGUCUUUUUGUACGGCCUAGCUCCGGACCAGUCCAAUAUCGACAGUGGCAACUUCCGAUGGCGGUAGGGUGAAUGGCAUUAUUAAUAAUGCAUGGCCGGUGCAUUAUUCAUUUGCCUUGGUCAAUCAUGAUUAUGAAGUUAGAUUUUGUUUAACCUAAUUAUAUAAGUCUUAAAUGACAUAAAUUAACGAUGGUAUAGUUGGAAGUUCAUAGCAUAUUCCAGAUCGUGUUAGUUACAUAGUUAUGAACCCUCAAUUUCUCGUAUAAGCAAUAAGGAAUAGAUGGCCUUAUUUUUCAUUAAAAUCAUGCUUGUAGUUGAAGAAAUGUGGAAUGCUUAAAGAUUAUGCGCCAAUUUAUUUUA